This is a messenger RNA of Haliotis rubra (blacklip abalone), 3886 nucleotides long. RefSeq names its product mucin-5AC-like. The transcript has 6 exons. Lineage: Eukaryota; Metazoa; Mollusca; Gastropoda; Lepetellida; Haliotidae. The record is from RefSeq and is a predicted model, not a curated record. The coding region runs from base 66 to 3692 and encodes 1208 amino acids.
AUGUAAAGUGCCCAUGAAGCUGUCCGAGGCUCGCUGUGGGUGAGCUUUAUGUCCUGAUUGUGGCAAUGAUGUUGCGGAUUCUGACGUUGGCGUGGUGGGCGGUUGUGGUCAGUGCCCAUGGCCGUAUGAUCGAACCACCUCACAGAGGCAGUCUGUGGCGAGUUGGUUACAACGUUGCCAAAAACUACGAUGACAACGCGUUAAACUGUGGUGGCUAUCAGGUCCAGUGGUUGCUGAACGCUGGACGAUGCGGACACUGCGGCGACUCCUUCAGAGGUCCACGUGAACACGAACGCGGAGGAAAAUACGCAAGUGACGUCAUACCCAGAAAGUACAUUUCCGGUCAGGUGAUAGAUGUUAUAAUUGACAUAACGGCCAAUCAUGGCGGUUACUUCCAGUUCUACCUGUGUCCAGGGCCCCGACUGUCAGAGAUGUGUUUCAGAGAACACCCUCUGUUCGUGGUUGGGGAGGGUUACAAACAUAAACUGAGGACACUGAGGUCACCCAUCCUCGAGAAGAUCCAGAUACAGCUUCCAGACGGGUUAAGCUGUGACCAUUGUGUCCUACAGUGGAGAUGGAACUGUGCACAGAGCUAUGGCAUGGACUGGGAGACAGGGAUGUACUGUAAAGGGUGUGGGCAACAAGAGCAGUUCUGGAACUGUGCUGAUGUAGCCAUAGAACCACCUCUCAGGGUCCGUCGUCCUUCCUUCAAGAAACGACGAAAGCCGGUGCUCCGUCACGUCAACCUCAUGGAGAACCCCGUUCCAGGGAUCCUGCACGUGCCGUCCGUGAAGAUGGCCGAUUUCCUCCCGUCUGCGCCACCAGCCGUGUUCCAGCAGACGACAGGAGAGUGUCGAGGCUCCUCCACCUAUGGUAUAGCCCUUGAUGCCUGGUGCAGUCUGCACUGUCCGCUCGGCUUCUGCCCACCUACUCACUGUGUUUGUACGCCAAAUCAACAUCACUUCCAAGAUGGCAAGUGCGGAGUGUGCGGUGAUCCUUGGCAGGGGCCGAAAAGGAAUGAGCCGAAUGGCAUCUAUGCCACAGGAACAAUUACGAGGCGGUACCGCACGGGACAAAAAAUACCCCUCGUCCUUGACAUCACCUCCAACCACAAGGGGUACUUUGAGUUCCGGAUCUGCCCUUGGAAUAACCCCAGGCUGGCCGUGAACCAGUCGUGUCUGGACGAAAACCCUCUUGUUGUGGAGGGGUCGGUGGUGCGGUACCCCCUCACUCUACAAGGGGCGUUUGUGAUGGUCAACUUGACUGGUCAGCUCCCGGACAACCUGACCUGUACCCAGUGUGUCUUGCAGUGGAGGUGGGUUGGAGGUCAGCAUAUGGGCAUCAAGGACGGCCGCGAAUGUAUGGGGUGUGGCAAACAGGAGCAGUGGCACAACUGUGCUGACGUUGCUAUUGGAUACGACUACCCCCUGUUUGAGAUGACCAAGCCUGGGAUUAUUCAGGAAACCGUGCCGCCACCUACAGUUGCCACCAGUACAACAGUACAACCUAUUGUGCCUGGAGGUCAAGAGGUCAAAACGAAUGUGGUCAAGGUCAAGGACUUUUCACGUCAAUCAGGUGGGCGAUUGGGGGCACCAACACCUGUAGAAAUCACUGCAGCAGCUUACAACAACAUGAACAUAGGAAUGCCCUCGAGAAAGGUGUCGAGGUUCGAGCCUGAGAAGAAACCCGCUGUUACUAUCCCCCCAGACAAAGGACCGUUGAUAACGUAUUUGGCAGACACCCCUCCUCCGCCACAACCACUGAUCAUCUCAUCGUCAGAUCUAUUCUUCAAGAAACCGGCCGAGCCAGACGUUGGCGUGAGAGAGGCACAAGUCACAGCUCAACAGGAAGAUCCGAAUCUUUCCAGGGGGGUCAGUUUUACUUCGUUACUGGAAAGAAAUACCGAUACCCAAAGCAGUGUGCCCAAUGUUUUCGGACAUGUCCAAGCAAAUGAAGGCACCUCACAGUUCAUGAAAGUCUCCCUGCAGUCUCUGACCGGAAACCCUACCAAACACGUGAACUCCUUCACGGGGAAAAGUUUUCCAAGCCGAUUUGGUAGCUAUCCUUACAGAAUGUACAAUUCCAGGGAUAAAACCCCUUCCGUCCUCAUAUCAAGUCAGUCGAGUUCCUUAAGAUUUUCCCACAAACAACCACCUCCAAUAUCCACUGUUUCCAGAACAAACCAAAACGGUGCAAUACAAACACAUGUGCCUGUCGACCUUCCGAAGCCAAUAAUACCUAUAAUAACGCGCAAAGAACAACCAAAAGUUCCUUCUACAGAAACACCAAUAACAACCUACCCGACAACAUCAAGUUCCAGUACAACAAUGACAACAACUACUACGAUUACUACAACUACAACUACUUCACCAACUACAACAACUACACCUAUUUCAACAACGGUUUUGUCGACUUCAACUGGUACAUUUUCGACUUCAAGAACAAAAAGAACUACCAUCACCGCUACAACUACCACCGCUACAACUACCACCACUACAACUGAAAUACCAACAACUGUAAGACCGACAACUGAAAUACCGACAACUGAAAUACCGACAACAACAACAACAACAACAGCUCAAACAACAACAACUCAAAUACCAACAAUAACCACUCAAAUACCACCUGCAGUGCCUAUUACUCAGGGAUAUAUCAUUCAAGAUACGCCUCUAGUUUCCACAUUCGGCCCAAACUUUGUCCCAUAUGUCACAAACUACUACCCGACAGAACUCUACUACAUCACAAACGACAUGACUCCCAACGCGCCACCUGGUGAGUAUCUAGCUACAACUCCUGAUCCUUCAUUAACCAUGAGUCUAUACGCUGCUGAUGUCCCCACCGAGUCGCGACCUCCACAACAAGCAGAUCCAGCAGCCAGAGCUCCAGACGCCAAUGCUUCGGCAACGACAUCAUCACCAAAAAGUAUCAGUAGGUCUGGAGUAAAACCUAACAGUAACCCUAGGUUCGUGCCGUCCAACACAAUAGUGGAUCCUAAUCAACCUUGGAUGACACAUCAGGACUACCUUGCUUCAAUGUCAUCACAAACGUCCAAUGUCGCCAACACGUUCCACCCUUAUCAAAUAGCAGUGGUGAACGGCCAAGUCGUAGUUCCACCAGGAAUGACACAAGCUCAAGCUCGAGCUCAAGCACAGACGAUGUUACAAUCACAAGUCCAGAAGCGGCUACAAGCACAAGCAAAUGCUCAAACUCGGGCUCAAGUACAAAUCCAAACGCAGUCCCAUCCACAGCCCAUGAUGGUGAAUCAGCAGAGGAUGAUGGCCAUGCAAGCCUCUGCAAUAAACGGCGGACCAGCGAAUUUCAACAUGAUGACUCAGGGUCCAAGAUCUUCAACCUUCAACACCCAAUCCACGAACAGGAACUACCCUAUGUGGGGUCAACAGCUGCUUCCGCGUGAACUGGAGGGUAUUCCAGGACCUAUGUGUGCCACGGGACAGUCCAUCUGCAGAGGAAAGGGGGUAUGGGCGAACAUGCAGAACUUUGACCGGUACUGUGCCACGCAGUGCAUGAUGGGACUUUGUCCCUUUAACCUGUGCGUCUGCACAUGUCCAGGCGAGGAGUUUAUCAGGCAGGAUUGUCGGAGCUGGAUUGACACAAACCAUAUGAAUAGAUGGUGCGAACAGAAUUGCUUGGGGGGAUUUUGUCCAGCUGAAAUCUGUUAUUGUAAUAUCUAGCAAUACAGGAUGUCUUACACAUCUGUCAAGAUUUGUUUUAUUUUUCAACCAGUUUUGUUUGUAAUAAUGUCUAUGUAAGGGGGUGGAAAUAUCACAUGAACGGCGUAGCAAUGCUAUCCACACGUACUCUGCAUUAUUCUAUUUCUUUGAUUGUGAUAAUCGAUUGAUAGCGUAAAUAAACACAAUAUGCAGUA